UUUGUUGCUGUUUUGUGGUGUCGCGAACGUCGGACAAUGGCUGCGGUGCGACGACUGCCAAGCGCGGUGUUGAGGGUGCAGGAGCAUGUGCUGCUGGCAAGGGGAGGGCUUGCUGGGGUGAAGGUGCAGGUUGGCCACAGAGGACCUGGGCAUGCGGGCCCGAGGGCCUUUGUGCGUGAGCACUUUCCUUCCUUGAAGUUUCACAAUGAAGGCAUCCGUGCAACGCGCGACGUGCUCCCCGAACCAAACGCAACAUCAAAGCUCCUCAUCGAAACAGAUACAGGAAAGACAGAAGAGCUGGCGAUACAAGGCAAGACAUCGGAUGAGAUCCUGGACAUGCUCAUGUCCAAAGGGCUGAUUGAGAAGGGCGCGCCCGUCGACAUCAAGGCCACUUCCGCCUAAACAGCACGCAACAAGACCUGCCCAGCAACAAUCGCAAGUCCCCUGCAUUGCAUGGCUGGCACAGUUGUUGGGGUUAGCGCUGCUGUUGUCACUUGUCUUGUUGCUGGUUUGAUGUCUGAUGGCCGUGUUUGCAACAAUUCCCCCCCCCCCACAACAUGGGUCUUUGCUGUCGCUCGAGUAGCUUUUUGGACUGUCUUCACACAAUCCAUUGUGCCGUGCUGUUGCGUGUCUGUGGUGUGUUGCGUGUGGUGGCUGUGGGUUGUGAUUGCGCUGUGACGUAUGGUCUGUAAGCGCUUCUUGCCCGCUUGCUCUGUCAGUGUCGUCGUGCUUCUUUUCUCUGUAUGAGUGGUGGUGUACACACGCGAAUACAUGUGAAUAUCACACUCACACGCGCACACACGCACACGCACACGUCAGCAUGGUCACUACUGCGAUGCAUCUUCGUUGCGCUUGCACACAUAGACCGCA
Molecule: messenger RNA, 870 nt
Organism: Salpingoeca rosetta
Lineage: Eukaryota; Choanoflagellata; Craspedida; Salpingoecidae
Exons: 2
Coding region: 37-402 (121 amino acids)
Source: RefSeq, a predicted model, not a curated record